UGCGGUAGCAGUUACGGUGGAGGACCUAAUGGAUCCCGGCGGGGGUCCAAGUUCUUCCAGCGGCCGCGAUCGAUGUCCGCCUGGAGCGAUAUCAGUCGAAGUAGUAUGCGGAUGGAUGAGAGAGUACGGGUAGAAUAUUAUGUAAAUGAAAAUACAUUCAAAGAAAGACUGCAACUAUAUUUUAUAAAGAAUCAAAGAUCAAGUUUAAGGAUACGUAUUGCUAAUUUACUAUUUAAGUUACUAACUUGCAUUUUGUACAUAAUACGAGUAGUAUCGGACCUAGAUCCAACGUUUGCAACUUGCUACGGGUGCAAGGUUGCCAACAAGACGGAGUUCCUGGACUCGGCCAAACUGACGGAGGAGGAGUUCCAGGAGAACCCCAUCAUCAACUGGGACGCCAUCCUGUGGGUGAACCGCUCGACCGAGCUGUGGGCCGUUCAGCUGGUUCUGGCGCUCAUUUCGCUCACCGAGUCGCUGCUGAUUGCCUACCUGGGAUACAAGGGCAAUAUAUGGCAGCAAAUUUUAUCAUUUCAUUUUAUUUUGGAACUUGUUACAACGAUACCAUUUACAAUCACGAUUUUAUGGCCUCCAUUCAGGAACCUGUUCAUACCGGUGUUUCUCAACUGCUGGCUAGCUAAGCGUUCCUUGGAAAAUAUGUUUAACGACCUCCAUCGAGCGAUGCAAAAAUCACAAUCAGCCCUGUCCCAGCAGCUGACAAUCCUGUCGGCGACCUUGCUGUGCCUAGUGUUCACCAGCGUGUGUGGAAUCCAGCACUUCCAGCGGGCCGGUCAUCGGCAUCUGAAUCUGUUCCAGAGCACCUACUACGUGGUGGUGACGUUUUCGACCGUCGGCUACGGCGACUUCGUGCCGGACAUUUGGCCCUCGCAGCUCUACAUGGUGAUCAUGAUUUGCGUGGCGCUGAUUGUCCUCCCGACGCAGUUCGAACAGCUGGCUUUCACGUGGAUGGAACGGCAGAAGCUGGGCGGCAGCUACUCGUCGCACCGGGCCCAGAGCGAGAAGCACGUGGUCGUCUGCUCCACGACGCUGCACGCCGACACCAUCAUGGACUUCCUGAACGAGUUCUACGCCCACCCCCUGCUGCAGGACUACUACGUGGUGCUGCUCAGCCCGAUGGAGCUCGACACGACGAUGCGGAUGAUACUGCAGGUGCCGAUCUGGGCCCAGCGAGUCAUCUACAUCCAGGGAUCCUGUCUGAAGGAUGGUGACCUCGCACGGGCCCGGAUGGCGGAGGCGGAAGCGUGCUUCAUCCUGGCGGCACGCAACUACGCAGACAAGACGGCCGCCGACGAGCACACGAUAUUGCGUUCCUGGGCGGUUAAGGAUUUCGCCCCCAAUGUGCCACAGUACGUGCAGAUCUUUCGACCAGAGAACAAGCUGCACGUCAAGUUCGCCGAGCAUGUCGUUUGCGAGGACGAGUUUAAAUACGCGUUGUUAGCAAACAACUGCACCUGCCCGGGGGCGAGUACCCUGGUGACACUCCUGUUGCACACUUCGAGGGGACAGGAAGGUCAGCAGUCGGCGGAGGAGUGGCACCGACUGUACGGAAAAUGUUCCGGAAAUGAAAUUUACCAUAUCGUGCUUGGUGACAGUCGGUUCUUCGGCGAGUACGAAGGAAAGAGCUUCACCUACGCUAGUUUUCAUUCACAUAGGAAAUACGGCGUUGCCUUAGUUGGUGUUAGACCUGCCGAGUUACCUGAGUUCUACGAGGACACGAUUCUGCUGAAUCCAGGACCCCGACAUAUCAUGAAGAAGGAUGACACAUGUUACUACAUGAGCAUCACCAAGGAGGAAAAUUCCGCCUUCGUGGUCAAUCAGAAUCAAACUCAAAGCCCCGACCAGCCUCCGAAGGAGGCCACCUACACCGAGACUGCAACGCCCAACUCGGGUUCCAACACCAACGCCAUCACGGUGUCGGACUCGAAGACGAACCUCAAGGAGCCCUCGUCGCCGGCCACGGCCACCAUCCCGUCGUCGACGCAGCUGGGUCCGCCGGCCAUCACGACGGCCAACCAUCUGGAGAUUCCCAGCAACAACAACCCCAACCUGCUCAGCCCGGACAUUCUCAACCAGAGGCGAGGGAGUCGGAGGCCUUCGAUUCUACCGGUACCGGAUAUGUUCACGUCGUCCUCGUUCAGCAUAUCGGGUGAGGACGGCAUCGACGGCGAGGAUAACGAAAGCGACGACGAACUGGACGAUGACGUUCCGUGGAGGUCGCCCUCGGAGAAGAUCGCAAUCGUCAAAGGAUUUCCUCCCGUCUCGCCGUUCAUUGGAGUCAGUCCGACGCUCUGUUUCCUACUGAAAGAGAAGAAACCCCUCUGUUGCCUACAACUUGCUCAAGUUUGCGAACACUGCAGCUAUCGCAACGCCAAAGAAUAUCAGUGGCAGAACAAAACCAUAAUCCUGGCCGCUGAUUACGCCUCCAACGGCAUCUACAACUUCAUCAUCCCACUGCGCGCGCACUUCCGCUCUAAAACAUCCCUCAAUCCGAUCAUUCUGUUGCUGGAACGACGGCCGGAUAUAGCCUUCUUGGAUGCGAUCUCGUACUUUCCCUUGGUUUACUGGAUGCUUGGUUCGAUAGACUGCUUGGAUGAUUUGCUGCGGGCGGGCAUCACGUUGGCCGAAAACGUGGUAGUGGUAAACAAAGAGCUGUCAAACUCGGCCGAAGAAGACACACUGGCGGACUGUAAUACGAUUGUUGCCGUGCAAACCAUGUUCAAGUUCUUCCCAAGCAUUCGUAGCAUUACCGAACUGUCACAGAGUUCCAAUAUGAGGUUCAUGCAAUUCCGCGCUCACGAUAAGUACGCCCUACACCUGAGCAAGAUGGAAAAGCGUGAGAAAGAGCGUGGUUCGCACAUUUCGUACAUGUUCCGAUUGCCGUUCGCCGCCGGAAACGUCUUCAGUGCUUCGAUGCUGGACACCCUGCUGUACCAGGCCUUCGUAAAGGACUACGUGAUCACCUUCGUGAGACUGCUGCUCGGAAUCGACCAAGCCCCUGGCAGCGGAUUUCUGACGUCGAUGAAAAUAACGAAAGAUGACAUGUGGAUCCGAACGUACGGGCGUCUGUAUCAGAAGCUCUGCUCGACGACCUGUGAGAUCCCGAUCGGAAUCUACCGCACGCAGGAAACCAGCGGCGCCGAAGCCUCACAUGUGAGUAGCUCACCCAUCGCCGAAAAAUGGCGUCCGUUUGGAUCAUUCGGCAUUAAACAUUGUGUGCGGUUGCGACCAACGUACGAAGAGGAAGUGGUGACCACGACGGCGACCGCCAGCAGCACUUCGGCGUCCGGCGCUCCGAUCAAGGGCGUUGCGGAAGCCAACCUCCGUGGCGUCACGUACCGGCCGCCUCCGACAUCGAUGCGAAAGUCGUCAUCCUGUCUCGGGGGAUGUACCGCCCGCCGGGGAUCGAGCUACUCAAUCAAUAUGGCCGACGAGGCGCGCGACAAUCACAUGCAGCAAAUCGAACGGGCGGAGAUUGCCAACCUGGUGCGAAGUCGCAUGGAAUCGCUCAACCUGCCCAGUAUUGACUAUGAUGAUGUGAGUGAGAAGCGGAACCACCUCUCCUACGUGAUCAUCAAUCCUUCCUGCGACUUGAAACUAGAGGAGGGUGACAUAAUAUACCUCGUGCGACCAUCGCCAUUCUCCGCCCAGAAAACGUUCGAACGGCACAACUCGCGCCGCAAGUCCAACAUAUCUUUCUGCUCCAAUAUCAAUCUGGCAGCGGCGGCGGCUGGUUCCCGGCGUGGAUCGGGCAUCGGACUGAACACCAUAGGUGGCCCUCAGCCGAUGUCAGAUAGUCCUAAUGCAAUGGGACAGAUGAGGGGACGAAGCAAUUCCCUCAGGAUCGACAGUGACAUCCUGCUGCGGCGGUCCAACUCUUUGCGGCAGGGUCUCCCGAACAUCGGCAACACCGGUCGGCGGAAAUCGUCCCUGGAGGAAAUCGGCAUAAGCCACUUCGCGACGCUAAUGCAGGCCACCAAUCAUAGCAACCCGAUCAAGAUCGCGCUCAACGGAAGCAUAGGAUUGGAGGUAACUCCACCGGAAGAACCGCUCCCAGUGAUUGGUGUCCCGGUGCCGAUGGGUAGCGGCGGUGGCAUAAACCCCUCCAGCCUUGGUGCAUCCGGGACCAUGGGCGGGUCUACGCUUGGUUUAAGCUCAAUUGUUGACUCAUCGAAUGCCGGUGGAGGCAACGGAAGCGGCGGCAACAUCGGCGGAUCCAGCUCAAACCUGUCCAGCAUGCAGAACGAGUCCUCCUCAAGCGGUCAGCAGCAGCAACCACACCAUUUGCACGGAACGAUAGUAUGAUAUAACUUAAUGUGGGGCCGUAGGCUCCGCUCGGCGGUGCGGAACAAUAAGUGGAUAUAGAAGUAGCCUCAAACCCGUAGCAGCAGCAGCCGAAGAUUCUAGCAGGACCCAUGAACGAACUGAUCACCUUUCCAACUCUCCAACCAGGCAGAUAGCUUCGAGCACAACAGGCUGGCUGCUAUCGGUUAGCACAACACGCUCCAUCAACACUUGCAAGCACCCCACAUAAUACGAGAAGUCACGAUUUCUCAACCACAGUAGAUCAGGAACCAAGAGGCGAAAAUCGACGUAAGACGGUUUGAAACUGGUGACAUUCAAUGAAUGUGAUUUAACAUUAGCAAAAAAACAAGUGAUAGAAGACAACAUAAUUCAAAGCACAUCCCUAGGGAACAAUCAAGCAGACGACGGCCCUACCGAUGGGCUACCGAGGAAAAACGACAAAAGUGACCUCCGGCUGCGACAGAAGCACUGUAAAUAGUUCGAACGAAGCAAACCAAGAACCAUGUCAGGACGAUUCACAACUAUGAAUAUUCCACAGCGUGCGUGAUCAAUGAACGAGUCCGUAGGGAUCCAGAAUGAGAAGCGUUUGCGCCAGGUGUCAGCAUUGAUCAAAAGUGAGCGGUGGAAAAUCUCUAGGAUUUAGGAUCCAGAAGGCGCAUGUGUUGGGAGAAACAGGAAACAGCAUGUUUCGAAGGAAUAGUUGUUUGGAAUUUAAUUUUAGGCCUAAAUUGUUUUUGUUGAUGUAUACUUUUUGUUGGGAAAGUAGAUAUUAAACUAUCGUUAUUUGAAACUCUUCGUAAAUCGUUAUGAAAA
Messenger RNA from Armigeres subalbatus, 5133 nucleotides. It is a transcript of the gene SLO2, whose product is annotated as potassium channel subfamily T member 2. NCBI's taxonomy places the organism in Eukaryota, Metazoa, Arthropoda, Insecta, Diptera, Culicidae. Gene Ontology annotation, biological process: potassium ion transmembrane transport. Gene Ontology annotation, cellular component: plasma membrane. Bases 73 to 4320 code for a protein of 1415 amino acids. The record is from RefSeq and is a predicted model, not a curated record. Gene Ontology annotation, molecular function: outward rectifier potassium channel activity; intracellular sodium-activated potassium channel activity. The transcript is spliced from 27 exons.